Messenger RNA from Monopterus albus (swamp eel), 2412 nucleotides. It is a transcript of the gene atf4a, whose product is annotated as activating transcription factor 4a. The transcript has 4 exons. Gene Ontology annotation, biological process: regulation of transcription by RNA polymerase II. The record is from RefSeq and is a predicted model, not a curated record. NCBI's taxonomy places the organism in Eukaryota, Metazoa, Chordata, Actinopteri, Synbranchiformes, Synbranchidae. Gene Ontology annotation, cellular component: ATF1-ATF4 transcription factor complex; ATF4-CREB1 transcription factor complex; nucleus. Bases 332 to 1882 code for a protein of 516 amino acids. Gene Ontology annotation, molecular function: RNA polymerase II transcription regulatory region sequence-specific DNA binding; DNA-binding transcription activator activity, RNA polymerase II-specific.
UUCGGCGCGUUAUAUACUGGUGCGACUCUGUCCGACUGUUGUUUCUUCCUCAGGCGGUAACAGUGAAAUUCGGCUCUAGUUUGGAAGGUCUCCCGCGCUAAAAUGGCAGUCUGAAGGCGCGCGGCAGCGAUAUUUGCAGCGGCAACAACCCGGCAGUGCAGCAGCAGUGCGCUGGCAAUUUUUGGCAAAAUGGCGUCUCUCUCGGCAACCACCCUCAGCUUUGCUGCCGUCGACAGCAGUACCAAACCCCUCGACUUGGACUUGCUUACGUUAUCAGACCCAACUUUGUUUUUAUUCACCCUUUCACGGAUACCACUGACCAGCAGCAGCCAUGACUCUCUCCCAGCUCGCCUUGGAGGACGUGGAGGCCCUGUACUUAGAGCCCUCGUUUCUGUUGGCUGACCCCAUGGGGCCCCUUCUGGACCAAGAUGAAGAAGAAGCUCUUUCUCCCUCCUCCUCUCUAGAGAGGAAACCGCCAGCUUCGCCCCCCCUCUCUUUCUCUUCCUACUCCUCCUCCCUCUCUCCCCCCCAGACCCUGUCAUCCUCCCCGCUCUCUUCUGCUUACCCACCUCCUUCUCCCUCACUCUUCAUUAGCAACAAGGACAGAGCUGACUCAAUGUCCUUCCCCUGGCUGGCAGCCAGCGACCUGCUCGAUGCCCAUGUCGGAGCAGGCGAAGACAAAGAUGAUUCUUUCACGGGCAUGGAUUGGAUGUCAGAGAAAAUCGACCUAAGUGAAUUUGACCUGGAUUCCCUUAUUGGCUCUUGCUCAUCCGACGAUUCUCCCAGCUCCCCCGAGGAUCUCCUGGCCUCCCUCGACUCUCAAAUGGAUCUGGAUUUAGACUCCUUUGACACAAGCAUCCCCACCCCACAGGACAAUCUCGAACUGACUCUGCCGCUGCCCAGCAUCCCCUCCCUCCCUGUGGAGCUGUCUCUUCCUGAGGCAACUGAGACCAAGAAGACAGAAGUGGCUCCUGACCAGGAGGUUAUUAUGAAGUCUGAGCCUCCCUCCCCAGCUGCCUCUCCGUCUCCUUCCUCUCCAGCCUACACACUGGAGCUAGGAAGUGAAGUGGAUGUGCUGGAUGCUGAGAAAAUGCCCACAACCAUCACCGCCACCGUCAUCUCUGACCCCAGUGGAAGCAUUCGAGCCACCAGCCCCAUCCUGCUUUCCAUUCCCACCUCUGGUCACCUUGUGGUGGUGCUCACCAACAAAGACGAGCCCUCCCUCAUUUCUCUCCCUGACCCAUCUGCUAACACCCCUCCUCAGUCAAGUGACAGUGACAGCGAUUCCGGAAUCGAGUCAGGUGCCGGCUCGCCCCCUCACCUCCCCUCUCCAUCUCCCACCCCCUCCCCUGCAGCUGGCUCCUCCAGGACCAAACCCUACUCCAAGCCAGAGCCUACCACUGCUUCCUUGGCCAAGGCUCCCAAGGUCAAAUCGGCAUCUGGCGCUCCCAGGGUGGUGGAGAAGAAAUUGAAGAAGAUGGAGCAGAACAAGACAGCAGCCACCCGCUACCGGCAGAAGAAGAGGGUUGAGCAGGAGCAGCUGAAGACUGAGUGUGACGAGCUGGAGAAGAGGAAUCAUGAGUUGACAGAGAAGGUAGAGUCAAUCAGCCGAGAGAUCCAGUAUCUCAAGGAUCUGAUGGAGGAAGUUCGUAAGCACCACCGCGGCAAGACUAGCUCUGGCUUAAGUGGGAAAUAUUCAUGUAGUGAGGGGGUUGUUUCUCCUCCAGUGCUCGCAUCACGAGCACAAAUUCAAUUUAGUAUUAAGAGGCAUGCAAGGGUGGAUGUAUUAAACUCGCCACUGAAAGUAGACCGGCUGGAUGAAAAGCCUCUGGAAGUUAAGAUUCUUAGUGUAGGGCAGGGGUGCUGGGAGGUAGUCGGGUGAAGCAUAUGUACAUGCUUGUCUCUCAAUCCCCUGUCAGAGCCCACAUGUACUCCCUGCCUUAACUAGCGUUACAUGUCAGCAUAGGCAAGGUGUGUAUUUGUCUCUGUAGACUAGGCAUGCAAACAUGAGUCAUCAUAGCUCCUGGUGGUGUUGUAUUCCUUCACACUCCCCUCCCAGCAUCAGUUAAGUCAGGUCCCAGCUCAGCUUCAAUAAAAUAAUCAUACCAGUAAAAUCAAAAUACACCAAACUUCUCACCCACUCCUCUUUAGCUCAGUGUGACCCCAGUUGACCUUCUUUUUUUACAACUUAAAGUCCAGAAAGGGGCCUCGGCCUAUUUAUGAAUUGUUACAAUGUUAAUUUUUUUUUUUUUCUGUGUGUGUGUGUAUAUAGUUUUCUCCUCCUUUGCUUCCUGAUUGUGGGUUUUAUUUAAUGCUGGAUGAGACUUGAUCAUGUUUUGAGUAGUUCACUCUCUUAACACAACUGUUUGGCUUGUAAAAAUGCUUUGCUCUUUCUAAUAAAUAUCUAUCAGU